GGCCGCCCCUCUGCAGCGCGCUGCGGGCAGGACGCCUGCGCCGUGCGGGGGGGCGGGCGCCGCAUCCCAGCGCUCGGAGCUGCGGGCGCCGGCAUGAGCGGAGGCUUCGCCGCGCCCAGCCGGACCUGAGCCGGGAGACAAAGGGGAGAAGCUGCCGCCAUGGGCGAGCAGCUCCGCGCCCAGCCCGCCGCCCCGGCGGGGCCGCCGCCCGCCGCCGCCUCCUGCUCGGUGCUCGGCGGGCUGCUGCAGAACGGCUUCCACCCCUCGGGCCCGCCGCUCAGCAACGGCGGCUGCGGGGAGCCGCCGCACCCGCUGCUGCUACGCCCGGAGCUGCCGCCGCUCAGCCACGGCUCCCCGGCCAAGAAAUGCAGGCUGCGCCGGAGGGUGGACUCGGGCCGGCGGCACAGGCCACCAUUCCCAUGGUUUGGGAUGGAUAUCGGUGGAACGUUGGUUAAACUGGUCUACUUUGAACCUAAGGACAUUACUGCAGAGGAGGAGCAGGAGGAGGUGGAAAACCUGAAAAGCAUUAGGAAAUACUUGACCUCCAAUACAGCCUAUGGUAAAACUGGCAUUCGCGAUGUCCACCUGGAACUGAAAAAUUUGACUAUGUGUGGACGCAAAGGAAACCUGCACUUCAUCCGCUUUCCCAGCUGCGCCAUGCACAGGUUCAUACAGAUGGGUAGUGAAAAGAACUUCUCCAGUUUGCACACUACGCUCUGUGCCACGGGAGGUGGCGCUUACAAGUUUGAGGAAGACUUUAGAACGAUGGCUGAUCUACAGCUCUAUAAACUGGAUGAAUUGGACUGUUUGAUCCAGGGCCUCCUUUAUGUUGAUUCUGUUGGUUUCAAUGGCCAACCAGAGUGCUAUUAUUUUGAAAAUCCUACAGAUCCUGAACAGUGCCAGAAAAAGCCUUACUGCCUUGAUAAUCCGUAUCCUAUGCUGCUCGUUAACAUAGGCUCAGGGGUCAGCAUCCUAGCUGUGUAUUCUAAGGACAAUUACAAAAGAGUUACAGGAUCCAGCCUUGGAGGAGGAACGUUCCUGGGCCUGUGCUGUUUACUCACUGGCUGCGAGACGUUUGAAGAAGCGCUGGAAAUGGCAGCGAAAGGAGACAGCACCAAUGUGGAUAAGCUGGUGAAGGAUAUUUAUGGAGGAGACUACGAGCGCUUUGGCCUUCAAGGAUCUGCGGUAGCGUCCAGCUUUGGUCAUAUGAUGAGUAAAGAAAAGAGAGAUUCCAUCAGUAAAGAGGACUUGGCCAGAGCUACUUUGGUCACCAUCACCAACAACAUAGGUUCUAUUGCUCGCAUGUGUGCAUUGAAUGAGAAUAUCGAUAAGGUGGUGUUUGUUGGCAACUUUCUCAGAAUUAAUAUGAUUUCUAUGAAGGUGCUAGCAUAUGCUAUGGAUUAUUGGUCCAAGGGACAGCUAAAAGCUCUGUUUUUGGAACAUGAGGGUUAUUUUGGAGCUGUUGGGGCUCUUCUAGAAAUGCUUAAAAUGACAGAUGAUCAGUGAUGAACCUGUCUGAAGAGAUUCCUACUGCAGAUGCUGCUGGGUAAGAGUGAAAGCCACUACAAGGAUGGAAAUGAAGCCAUUAUGGUAGUUCUACCUGCUGGAUUUGUAAAUAAUUUAAAAUCCUUUUAGCUGAUCUUUAAUUUCUGAGUUUUGACCUUAUACUUCAGAAUUCAUACUGGGAAUUACAAGAUUUUUUUUCUGUACACUGUAUUUUAUAGGGGGAAAAUGUGCAAAGUGGCCAAACAUACAGAUUUUAUGGAUUUAUUUUAAAAAAUGGAUACUGUUUAAUAUAGGACCUGUGAUACGAGGCAUCUGCUUUUCUUCUGGGGUUUACUGAUUCGUGUGGUAAUUUUAACUUCAUUUAGUAAUCACUCUAGGAGAUUUUUUUAAUCUUAUUUUCAUGACGUUUCAUGAUUUGUUCUUGGUUUCAAAUGAAACUACAAAGCUGAUGCAUUUUACUGUGAAGACUAGUCAUUGAUUUUCUUGCCUUUCCUUUCCUCAUUAGAUGAGAUACUUUAACAUCUCUCUGCCCACUCCCCCCCAAAAAAUUUUGCAAAUCAUUCUGUGGCUAAAUGCAUUUCUUCAAAGGACUGUGAGGAAGCUUCGUAAUAGCAGGGGGUUUAAGAUUGUAAUUUUUCGGUGGUUAUGAAUUACAACAGGAUGAGACUGCCAACUGGUUCUGCAGGGCUGAUUCUUCUUUAUAAUAAAAAAUUUUAAAGAGGUUGUGAGCUAAAAUUUUAAUUAUUCAGUUGACACUAGAAUGAGAAUCUGUUUCUGAAUAAAACCUCUGAUCAACAUGAAGAGUUCUAUAGUAAAGAUGUUAUUCACACUUGGUAUUAGAUGGGAAAGGGAGAUUAUCUUCAGUUAUUUUUCUGUAGUCUGCAAGUUUUAACUUGUUCUUAAUUGAAAACAACUGAUAACAACAUUUUUAAAAGCCUAAUUACUAAAAUUAGAAAAAUACUGACUAAAGUAUUUUCUGCUUUUAAACCAGUGUUAACUUCCUCUCCAGGACACUAAAAUUUGAGUGUUUAUUCCAAGACAGUAUUUUCUACCUUUUCGGACUUGUGAACCUCUCUAGAUUUGUUUGCCCAAGUUGAAUUGAGAUCCCUUUGAAAUCCAUGUACUUAGGUUGCUGCAGAGCUUGUAUAAACUUGGUCUCCUCAGACACCUUGAGGGCUCACAAAUGAGAGGCUGAAAAACAGUUCAUAAAUUAUUUUGUCCUUGCAAUAUAAUGUAAAUGACUCCUCAGAGGGACAGUAUAAAAUUCAGUAUAUUUUUGGAAGGGGGUAUAUUUCACUUUUUUAAGUCAUUAACUGACAUAUCUCCCAAAUGUUGAAAGAUGGUAAUAUUAACUGAAGUGUUAACUUGUGUGAUGGAAAUAAAGACCACUACUGUUUUGACAGUUUUAAUGUA
Molecule: messenger RNA, 2919 nt
Organism: Vidua chalybeata
Lineage: Eukaryota; Metazoa; Chordata; Aves; Passeriformes; Viduidae
Gene: PANK1
Product: pantothenate kinase 1
Exons: 7
Coding region: 160-1506 (448 amino acids)
Biological process (GO): coenzyme A biosynthetic process
Cellular component (GO): cytosol; nucleus
Molecular function (GO): ATP binding; pantothenate kinase activity
Source: RefSeq, a predicted model, not a curated record